Messenger RNA from Micromonas commoda, 1344 nucleotides. RefSeq lists its product with no specific name. The record is from RefSeq and is a predicted model, not a curated record. The transcript has a single exon. The coding region runs from base 1 to 1299 and encodes 432 amino acids. Gene Ontology annotation, molecular function: protein binding. NCBI's taxonomy places the organism in Eukaryota, Viridiplantae, Chlorophyta, Mamiellophyceae, Mamiellales, Mamiellaceae.
AUGACGCGUCACCACGAGCUGGAGGUCGGACUGAACGCGUGCGGCGUGGAGGUGUGCCCGCAUGCGUCGCACCGGCAGCUCUGCGCGGUCGCGUCCUACCUGCACAGACCGGGCGACGAGGACGAACCCCAAUCCAGGGUCGGAGAGCUCUACCUCUACCAACUCCGCCCCGCCGACGACGACGACGCCGCCGCGGAGUCGAGCCCGCGCGACCGCUGGACGUUCGCGCCGUGCGCGACGACGAGGCACACGCGCGCCAUCUUCGAGCUGAAGUGGGCGCCGGCGACGCUCGCGAAAAGCGGCGACACAGCUGGCGUCCCUGCGAUCGCGCAGGCGGACGCCGGGGGCUACGUCUCCGUCUACGAGGUGUCGCCUUCCAACCCCGACGACGACGACGACACAGCUGGCGACGACACAGCUGGCAACACGGGGUCGUCGUCGUUCGACGUCGCGGAGAUGGCGUCGGUGCGCUGCGGCGGGGGCGGGCUUGGCAUGGCGACGUGCGUGGACUGGAGCCCGGCCGACACCGGCGGGAGCGAAUACUUCGGGUCAUGUCGCCUCGCCGUCGUCGGCGCGGACGGCGGCGCGCGCAUCCUCGCGUGGCGCGAGUCCGGCGACCUCGAGGUGGUGGACGAGAGGGAGUGCGCGCACGACCUCGAGGCGUGGGCGGUGGCCUUCGCGCACCCGAGGUCGUCGCUCGGAUCGAACGGGGGGGGCGGGUUCAUCUUCACCGGCGCCGACGACGCGGCUUUCAAGGGCUGGGACCUUCGCGCGGGCCUCGACCGUUCGCCUCCCGCGUUCGUAAACUCCAGGACGCACGGCGCGGGCGUCACGUGCGUCGCGCCGUCGCCGCACGAUCCCCACGUCGUCGCCACCGGGUCCUACGACGACAAAGUCCGGCUGUGGGAUUGCCGAUGUAUUCGCCGGCCGACGGAAACGUGCGACGGCGUAGACUGCGGCGGCGGGACGUGGCGGCUUCGUUGGCACCCCGAGAGGCGAGCGAUGGCGUGCGCGGCGAUGGGCGGCGGCGUGGCGAUCGUCGACUGGUCCGGGCGCGAGUCGCGAUCGAUCGAUGAAAUCGAUGAAGCGAACAAAGCCGAAGCCGAAGCCGGGGGGGUCGAGUCCGAGUCGGGCGGCGUAUGGGAGCCCGGUUCGCUGUCGGUCGCGUUUCGGUACGAAGGCCACGGGUCGAUCGCGUACGGAGCGGACUGGGGGUGGAAGCGCGGGGGGGCGCCCGAGGACGUGGUGGUGUCGUGCAGCUUCUACGACAAGGGGCUGCACGUGUGGAGCCCGCGGUGACGACGGCGAGGCGUUUUUGAUUGAAUUGCGAAUAUAUUUGCACCA